This is a messenger RNA of Exophiala aquamarina CBS 119918, 1095 nucleotides long. RefSeq lists its product as uncharacterized. The record is from RefSeq and is a predicted model, not a curated record. The coding region runs from base 1 to 1095 and encodes 364 amino acids. The transcript has 2 exons. Gene Ontology annotation, molecular function: endopeptidase inhibitor activity; proteasome binding. Gene Ontology annotation, biological process: proteasome-mediated ubiquitin-dependent protein catabolic process. NCBI's taxonomy places the organism in Eukaryota, Fungi, Ascomycota, Eurotiomycetes, Chaetothyriales, Herpotrichiellaceae.
AUGACUCCAGCUACCGAGAAUGCUUUGAGCCCCGACUCUGUCCUUGGCUACAUGAGCAGUAGCCUCCAACCCACCACUGAUCAGCCACAAUUACUUAAAGAUGCCUCUUCUUGCAUUGCCCUACUUUCUCACGCCUGCAUGCUUGCUGUCGGCUUUCGUCUCAUAGGUCUAGGAGAAGAUCACAAAAUGGAAGCACAGUCUAGUCCUGAAAAUGUACACCCUUUACCCAGCGAAUGGAAUGCCUCUACCUCAUUUGCUUUUCGAUAUGCACACGCUCAGUCUUCUUUGGAAUUUUUGAUAAAAGUGACUCGCUUGGGCGCGAAAGCUGUCAUAUUUGGGGUAGGACUCGGCGAUGACAAGACCGCCUCAUUCGAGGUGAAAGCCCAGGAUUUUGUCUCUGAGGGCUCACUUAAGGAGGCCACGUCCGAUAGCCCAGACAGAAAAUCCGCACUCAGAAAUGUAUUCAUCUCAAAUGGUCGCAUUGAAGACUUCACUUCACUUUUCAAGACCAGCAUCAUCCAAAAAUUAGCCCCGGGCAUUCACAAGACUGGUUAUGAGGAUGCAUCUUCUGCUACUGAGCCGCCAGUACGGCGUGAGGAGCCACGGCGUGAUCCACUAAGAGACGACUAUCCUGCCCCUGCACGGCCGCAGAUAUAUGACGACCCACUGGCAGCUGCGCCUAGACGAUCUGGUCCUGCCGCUGACUUUGCUCCUCCAGGGUUUGAAGAUGAGCAUGAACUAAACAGGCCUCCACGAGGCAUGCCCUUGGGCGGCGAACCAUUCGGCAAUAUCGGAGAGAGAGAUCUCUAUCCUCCAGGCCUCGGGCCACAUGAUCCCCUAAGAAUCGGUCCCGGUGGAGGUGGUUUUCGCGGAGGUGGUGGAAUGCAUCCUACUUUUGAUGACCCUGUCUUUGGUGGUCCACCAGGACAACAGCCUUUCAAUCCUAGAGCACCCCCAGGAGCAAGGUAUGACCCUAUAGGCCCAGGCGAUGGCCCACCUAAUUUGCGUGGAGGGCCACGAUUUCCUGGAGGAGGCGGUGGGUUUCCUGGCGGCGGCAAUCCAUUUGGGGGUUUUGGACAAGGAGAUUUCAUAUGA